CGCAGUAGUCCGUUGGGUGCCGAUCUCGUUUCCACCCCCUUUCCCGAUCUCUCUCGAUCUUGAUCUCGAUCCCGUUCCCCAAUGGCGGACGUGAAGAUCGCGAAGCUCCAAACCGCGAUCGCUGCUUUCGAUCAGAUCAGCGAAAAUGAGAAAUCUGGAUUCAUCAGCCUUGUGUCUCGCCAUCUGAGUGGCGAGGCAGAGCAGAUCGAGUGGAGUAAGAUUCAGACUCCUACUGAUGAAGUGGUCGUGCCUUAUGAUACCCUGGCGUCACAUCCGGAAGAUAUCGAGGCAACAAAAACACUUCUCAACAAGCUUGCAGUGCUUAAGCUCAAUGGAGGAUUGGGAACCACUAUGGGUUGCACGGGUCCCAAAUCUGUCAUUGAAGUGCGAAAUGGAUUUACUUUUCUUGACCUAAUUGUUAUCCAAAUAGAGUCUCUCAAUAAGAAGUAUGGAUGUGAUGUCCCUCUGCUUUUGAUGAAUUCUUUCAACACUCAUGAUGAUACACUAAAGAUCGUGGAGAAAUAUGCCAACUCAAAUAUCAAGAUUCAUACAUUUAACCAGAGCCAGUAUCCUCGUUUGGUUGUCGAAGAUUUUAUGCCAUUACCAAGCAAAGGCCAGUCUGGCAAGGAUGGUUGGUACCCUCCUGGCCAUGGUGAUGUUUUCCCAUCUUUGAUGAACAGUGGCAAGCUUGAUGCCUUGCUAUCACAGGGUAAAGAGUAUAUUUUUGUUGCAAACUCAGACAACUUGGGUGCUAUAGUUGACUUGAAAAUUCUGAACCACUUGAUUCACAAUCAAAAUGAAUAUUGUAUGGAGGUGACACCAAAAACUUUGGCUGAUGUUAAAGGUGGUACACUUAUCUCAUACGAAGGAAGGGUUCAGCUUCUCGAGAUUGCACAAGUUCCUGAUGCUCAUGUGAGUGAAUUCAAGUCAAUUGAAAAAUUCAAAAUCUUCAAUACAAACAACCUAUGGGUGAACUUGAAGGCCAUUAAACGGCUUGUUGAAGCUAAUGCACUUAAAAUGGAGAUUAUUCCAAACCCCAAGGAAGUAGAUGGCGUGAAAGUUCUUCAAUUGGAAACUGCAGCUGGUGCAGCAAUUCGAUUUUUUGACCAUGCUAUUGGCAUCAAUGUUCCUCGGUCUAGGUUUCUUCCAGUGAAGGCAACCUCAGAUUUGCUGCUAGUACAGUCUGAUCUAUAUACUCUGGUUGAUGGCUUUGUUAUUCGAAAUAAAGCCAGAACAAAUCUCGCAAAUCCUUCAAUUGAACUCGGGCCUGAAUUUAAGAAGGUUGCCAGCUUCCUUGGUCAUUUCAAAUCAAUACCCAGCAUUGUGGAGCUUGAUAGCUUAAAGGUUUCUGGUGAUGUUUGGUUUGGUGCAGGAAUAGUACUGAAGGGCAAUGUGAGUAUCACCGCAAAAUCUGGAGUAAAGCUGGAGAUUCCUGACGGAGCUGUUCUUGAGAAUAAGGUGAUCAACGGCCCUGAAGAUAUCUGAGCAUAUUCAUGAAGUUUUGGUGGUUCAAUUUGCAGGAGUCCACGAGAGGUUUUGACCCUCAAAUUUUGAGCACUUCAUUGUUCUGUUUAUGUGUCACACUAUUAACUUAAAAGAACAAUGUCUCUUGCACUAAUAAUGUUUUUUCUCCCCAAGAAAUGAAACAUUUAGUGAGGUUUCAUCCAUUUUUACCCCUCGCUUGUCAUUUUCUUUUGCUUUUUCAAUGUAAAUCACAAUCUAGCCAAUAACUACAUUCAUGAUGGUUGAGGAAACAUGAUUGUAGCAGAUAAACGAAGGAACUGAUCUCUA
Messenger RNA from Musa acuminata subsp. malaccensis (wild Malaysian banana), 1791 nucleotides. Its product is annotated as UTP--glucose-1-phosphate uridylyltransferase-like. Gene Ontology annotation, cellular component: cytoplasm. Gene Ontology annotation, molecular function: UTP:glucose-1-phosphate uridylyltransferase activity. NCBI's taxonomy places the organism in Eukaryota, Viridiplantae, Streptophyta, Magnoliopsida, Zingiberales, Musaceae. Gene Ontology annotation, biological process: UDP-alpha-D-glucose metabolic process; glycogen metabolic process. The record is from RefSeq and is a predicted model, not a curated record.